AUGGCGGGAGGCAAUGCCGAGAAGGGACAGCGAUACAUCGCAUCCUUGGACCAGGCGCGGGCCCAGGGCAAAUGGGACGAAGUGCCUGAACUGAUUCGAAAGGUGACGAAGCACGCUCCGCAUCGCACUUGUAAGCGCGCCACUACCACUACUGUCCCGUGUUCUGAGAUGGCGCUAACGUGUAUCCUUGCAAUAAAAGGUGCUAUUCAAACCGCGACAGCCGAAUCUCGAGUCGUGACCUAUCUCCAGCAGAAAACGCCCUCCGAGUCGCCAUCAACGCCUAAUCUCCCCGAAUUGAUCCCCGCCCUGUUGACAACCAUCGAGAACAAUGAUGGGACCCCGCAGGAGAUCCUGCAAGCGCAGGUGUGUCUCGGAUGGAUCCAUUGGGUUCUGGGUGAGCCAGCGCUGGCUUCAGGACGUCUGCCGAGGGACUUCACAACGACGGUGGAUGUGCUGGCCGCUGAAGGACAAAACCCGUCUUCCUGGACAGAGGUCUGUCUGGUCAAGGGAUGCUAUAUAAAGGGAGCUGCGCAAGCUACAGUUGCUGGUAUUGAUGAGACAUUGGAGACAUUCGCUUCGCUGGUGCCUUGGCUGAGCAGCGGGAAACUUGGCUCGAAUAACGCGCAAUUCCUGAGCUGGAUCGAGACUUUGCUAUGUAAAGGUGCCCUGAUGGCCAGUGAGGAGGCAUGCAACACCUCACCAUACUCCGACCCUAGACAUGUGGAGAUUGCGCUUCGGCUGUUUCGGCUUUGGUCUGCUCUCCCCACAGUGAAGCAAGGGCUUGCUGCUCCCACUCCUUCCCACCUAGAUGUCUCCACCUCGCUCUCCCGCACGUCUAUAUGGAAAUCAUAUUAUGGAUUCCUCACGACCGUGCUUCAGGAUGAGCUUGUUUACACGCCUCCUCAUGAUGGGCCAGAUCGCCCCCAGCUAGCUAGUGAAUUGCGCCGCAUCGAAUCCAUCUGUGAGAACAACCUGCUCCGGGAAGUCAAAUUCCCUACCGCGAGCUCCGACAACUCCGAAGUGGAAGAGUGGGUGGAAGAGGUUAUUAGAAACUGGGAAGUCCUCUGCGGACCCAACUGGCACGAUCAGGAUCUGGGCGAAGGGGGCCAGAAUGCUGUGGGGCGCAACGUUCUGGACGUAGGUGCACCACGGAGAUACCUUUGCGUGUCUAUGCUGACCAAGGCAAAACUACAGAUUCUCUAUCGCGCAGCGAACAAGACUUAUCAUUCCCACUUGAUUUUGCGGCGUCUGUUCCAUGUUCAUUCCGCAUUGGCAGACUUUGACCUCGCCGUUCAAGCUCUCGAUUCCUAUAUCGAAAUUGUCACAGGUGCCAAGGACAGAGCAGAGAAGGCGGCUGAGUAUGGAGAGUUAGAAAAGGACGAGACUUUCUUGCAAACUCUUUCCGAAGGAGUCACUUUGUUGAGCUGCCUUGGUUCAUUUGACGAGGCAGAGAAGGCCAAGAAUCUAACCGAGUUGAUUAGAACUCACCUCGACAAACAAGGGUCAAGCAAUACAGAUACUAGUGCCAACGGCAAAUUGCUGAUUACGCAAGGCCCCGCUUCUACCACCUUGUGCGAAAUUCCCUCUGCUGUUCUGGCCGCUGCUUACAGGGCAGUUGGAGUCGGACUUGCUAACUGGGCAAGCUAUACUCCCCAAAACGAAGCACGAGAUGAGAUCCGUGGAGAAGCCAUCGAUUACCUGUUGAAGAGCAUUUCUCCUUCGCUGGGGAAGCAAAUGAGCUACGCCACUCUGUACACAUUGUCUCUUGUCCUUGCCGAAAACCGCGAUCUGGAUACGGCAAUUGACUAUGUCAAGUCAGCAUUAACUUCUCACGGCUGCUCUGAUACGUCUGAAGAUCUUUCGAGGGAACGGGAUCUCGUCCCAAUGUGGCAUUUACUCGCACUGUUGCUCAGUGCAAAGAAUGAGUUUGAUAUCGCUGAACGUUCUUGCGAAGCAGCAUUCGAGCAGUUUCCUCCGGAGGUAUUUGGGAAGAGCCACCUCGACAAACGCUCAGAGAGACGUUCAUCAAGGCACUCCUCGCACUCCAAGGAACAUGAGUCUAAUUCCAAGCGCUCGCUCGUUCAUCGGCUGCAGGGCCGGGAGAAGGAGCGCAUUCUUCAAACUCGCAUCACACAGCUUGCGUUCGUUGAAGUUCUAGAAGGCCCUGAGGCUGCUGUCAACCAGAGUGGUCAACUGCUGAGUCUUUUCGCUACUCUAUUCAGUGACCUUAAUCUUGAUAGCGAAGGCACCAAGCCCAAGACCGAGCAUCUGGUGCCACCGAAGAGCUCCGCCGGCACAGCCCGAAGCUUCCGCAGUAGCAUAUUCAACCGCAAUCGAGUCUCUCAUUUACCAGACCGCCGUGCCGAUCAUUCUACAGGCUCAGGCUCCCCCAUUCCAGCAGUGCCGCCCAUUCCAAAUGGCCAUAUGAGUGGAACCGAAGCACCUGCCAUUCAAAUUACGGACGAAGAUCCGCAACGCUAUCAAAGUCCUUCUACACUCGGGAGGUCUGACUCGAAGAAGCUGAAGAAGCGCAGCAGCAGCUUCCACAGGCAUGAAAGGCCACGAGGCCAGGAGCCCCCUCUCCCGAGAGAGACAGAGUCCCCAGAUAUGGUGGGCGUCGCUGUGUCAGGUAACUCAUCCCCCAUGUCGGCAGGUGCCAGACAGCCAUUGCAGCCGGUUGCGCACAAUAUUCAUCACAAACAACAACCAGCCCCAGUCGGCCAUGAGCACAACCCACCAGUGCAGGACACCCGACUUCUGCCUGCGCACCGAUUUGAUUCUCCCACGAAUGCCACUACAAAGUUUUCUUAUGCUCAAUCUCAGAAGCACGCCCUUGGCCUGCUUGUCAAGAUUUGGCUCAUCAUUGCCGGUCUGUACCGCCGAGCGUCUCUAUUUGAUGAUGCUCGCGAGGCAUGCCAUGAGGCUUUGAAGCAAACUUCGCGCGUGGAAACACUGACCGCAUCUUUUGAGUCUUCCGCCCGAGCUUUCAGCAACCGCGGCUGGGAUAAUGCCAAGAGCUCCGAAGAGUUGUGGGCUGAUGUCUAUGCUGAACAAGGACUGUUGGCUCAGACUCAGUCAAAUCCCCAUCAAGCUAUGAAGCAUUUCGAGGAAGCCCUACUGCGCUGCCCCGAUCACCCGACGGCGACGAUUGCUCUUGCAAAUCUUCUUCUGGAUGUGUGGGACCAGAAGAUGCCGCUGGAGGCCUCGAAUGCCGACGUGGAUCUCAACGUCUCGCGUCUUUCACUAUUGUCAGAGCUCCCGAAGCCAAAGGUGGCAAAUGCCAUUUCAAUCGACGAGUUGAAGGGACCUGAUGUUGAAACUCCGCCUACAGCCGAAGCUUCCUCCUCGCCACAUGAUGUUGAUCCCAAGCACCUGCACCGCUUGGCAGCCCGAGAUCGCGCAUACGGUCUGCUCUCAUCGCUGACCAAGCUUGGUAGUUCUUGGGACAACUCUGAGGCAUGGUAUGCUUUGUCGCGGGCAUACGAGGCCGGUGAACAGAUCGACAAAUUAAAGGACGUUCUGUGGUGGUGCAUUGAGCUUGAGGACCGUCGGCCAAUUCGGCACUGGUCCAACAUUGGCUCUGGGCUCUAUGUUCUUUGA
Messenger RNA from Penicillium canariense, 3600 nucleotides. RefSeq lists its product as uncharacterized. The record is from RefSeq and is a predicted model, not a curated record. Bases 1 to 3600 code for a protein of 1199 amino acids. NCBI's taxonomy places the organism in Eukaryota, Fungi, Ascomycota, Eurotiomycetes, Eurotiales, Aspergillaceae. The transcript is spliced from 3 exons. Gene Ontology annotation, molecular function: protein binding.